AUUCAUUUAAGUCUUCAAAGCCGUGACUCUUAAGGCACUGGUCUUUGCUGCAGCUAUGGUGUGUAGCCCCCUGACCCUUCCACAACUGCUGUUUCGAUUGCAGUUGGUUGGCGCCCCGAAGGUCUUGAUGGCAAUGGUUUUGAUGCUGCUUUGGUCCUCGAAUGUGAAGACCCUGACGGAGUCCUAUGACUUUGUGGAGCUUUGGGCUGGCCGAGCUUUGACUACAACAAUGAUUCAGAAGUCUGGCCGGGCUGCUGCGGCCUUGGAUAUUGAGUAUUUCCAUCCAGACCCGGAGCACCCUCAUAGGUCAAACCAUUUUGACAUUCUCACCUCAUCAGGGUUUCUGUUGGCCUUGGCGACCAUUCUGAACGGAAAACAUGGACAGUUCACAGUUCUAUGCGCCAUAGUGUGUUCUUCUUGGACUACCAUCAAUAUGGGCACCAGUGGACGAAGCGUGUGCACACCAUUGGGUUGUCCAGAGCGGGUCUAUGUACAAAAGGCCAAUGAGAUGGCGUCAAGGUGCUUUGGAAAACAUGCAAAGUUUAACUUUCAUGUUGUCCAACUCUUUUCUGAUCACUAUACUUAA
Durusdinium trenchii is the source of this 586-nucleotide messenger RNA. The record is from the annotation of a GenBank genome assembly. NCBI's taxonomy places the organism in Eukaryota, Dinophyceae, Suessiales, Symbiodiniaceae.